UGUGUGAGCGUAGCCUCUGAUUGUUGAUAGUAAUUUAUGAUGUUUUUAUUCACAGGUAGCUGCUGGAGGAAGUAGCUAACACACCAUAAACUCCACACCUCAGUUGGAGCAUUUGUCUCUCCAUAAGGCAAAAGACAAAAUGACGUCAUCAAUACAUAUUGCAAACAUCACGCAGGAUUGGGUGGAGAGCGUGCGGAGGUGGCAUCUGGAACUUUUUUUCAUCCCUACCACGGUCAUCACUCUGGCCACCUUGGUAGCCAACCCUGUUCUCCUAGCGUGCAUUUUCCUGUCUCGUGCCUUGCGUCAGGAGACACGUUACCUGCUGCUGGCCAACACCCUGACAGCAGACAUGCUCUUCCUCAUCCUCAACCUGACCACGGUGAUCUGUAACGCUGUGGGAGCUCAGAUACCCUGGCUGGUCUGUGAGCUGGUCACCGCCGUCACUGUCACCGCCUACUGCUGUGCCAUCCUCACCGUCACCCUCAUGGUGGUGGACACCUACGCUGCGGUUCGCUGGCCCCUCCAUUACCAUGACAUUCUUCCACCUGCCCGCACCCACCGCAUACUGGUGGGGGUGUGGGUGGUGGCGGCGGUGUACCCUUUCACCCUGUUGAUCAUGAUGGAGGCAGAGAGGGAAAGUCACCACGAAAAUGUGGCUGUGUGUCUGGUCCUCAUCUCCCUCGGCUUCAUUCAGCUAAAGAACACAGUGGGGAUCCACACCUACUUCUUCGUGGCUGCUCUUAUCUGUGCUACACUCAUUUUUUACUGCUACAUUCGGCUCUACAUGGUAACAAAGACCCAUGGAAUCUGGCAGAGGCGCUUCUCCCGGGCCCGGGUCACGCUGCUGGCUCAUGGGGUUCUGCUCCUGCUCUAUUUCGCCCCCGGCUUUGUCUUCACCCUGGAGCUCUUCUUCUUCCAUAGGAAAGACAUAAGUCAAGAUGUUCGUGUGUGGGUCAGCACGGUCAACAUGUGUGUUUUCAUGUUGCUGCCAAGGGCGUUCGCUCCGUAUCUGUAUGGGCUGAGGUACAGGGAGAUCUCUGAUACUCUAAUGCAGCUGCUGCACCAGCACAGGAGACUCAGCCAGAUCACCGUUUCAUAAAGACACUUGUAAACUGUCCAUUU
Morone saxatilis (striped sea-bass) is the source of this 1122-nucleotide messenger RNA. Its product is annotated as probable G-protein coupled receptor 148. Gene Ontology annotation, biological process: G protein-coupled receptor signaling pathway. NCBI's taxonomy places the organism in Eukaryota, Metazoa, Chordata, Actinopteri, Moronidae. Gene Ontology annotation, cellular component: membrane. The record is from RefSeq and is a predicted model, not a curated record. Gene Ontology annotation, molecular function: G protein-coupled receptor activity. The transcript has a single exon. Bases 140 to 1099 code for a protein of 319 amino acids.